Molecule: messenger RNA, 1227 nt
Organism: Coniosporium apollinis CBS 100218
Lineage: Eukaryota; Fungi; Ascomycota; Dothideomycetes
Exons: 2
Coding region: 1-1227 (408 amino acids)
Source: RefSeq, a predicted model, not a curated record
AUGCCUAGCAAGCUGCCCUUUCGGCUGGGCAAGCAGAAGGAUGUCAAAGGGGACGAGAAAGAUAACAGGGAACAAGGGCAGAGUCAGCAGAAUGCCGCAUUUUUCGGCCGGCUACUUGCCCUCCCAUACGAGCUCCAGGCGCAGAUUCUUUGCGAGCUAGUAUUCGUCGAUCUCCUGGCGCUUCGUCUCACCUCACAUGCCUGUUGGAGCAUGGUGGCAGCUUGUCAAUCGGACAUUGUGCGAAGUUGGACGAAGCAUGAACUCAAUCGAUUGGAGAGGUCGCUCUAUCCACCGCCUACACUCGGCGAAGCCAAGCUCCAGUACAUAUUGGAGGUCCAACGCCAGCAAGCCAUAGCCUGCAAGCUCGCGAGAAAUGUAGCCGACUUCGUGGCGAGGAAGAUACUGCUGCGAGACACGGUGCGUAAACGGGAGAAGUUUCAACCGGCAUGGGAAAGGAUGUACGAGAAGUCUGUUCCGCUGCUCUUCACUAUUGGACAUUUUCUCAAGGAAUACCGGAAGCUGUUGCUGCAGAAAUGCGUGGCGGAAUCGGACCCAAAGCACGGAUUUCGUCUCUAUGCUUGUUCUAAUAUGGAGUACCUCAAACCCCUACAGAAAGGGAUUCUGACCAAAUACGACCCCAGACAUGUUCUGGAGUGUCACCGUAUGUGCUACUUCUUGUUCCAAGCAUUCGAGCAGAAGCUACGGCCGCCGUCCUAUGCAAGUCCGGUGGAGAAGCUCAUGAGGGGAUGGAUUGGCAAGCCAGCGUCUCCCGAAGAGAUUGGCACUGUCCUGCUUCUCGGAGGCCUGGGGCAGGUCGAGAAGAUCUGGUCGCAAAGCUCAUACAACGAACGAAGGAAAGCUCAGGUCGCGUUCGUCAAAAGUGUCUCGCCCCACGAGACAACGAAAUGGAGGGAGAACUGGACAAAGAUUUGCGUCGAGUCGCCUCUCAUUCCGCUCGACCGCAUAUCAGUCACUCAGAUUGCGAUCCCUUUGCCACAGGAUAUAUGGAGGGCUGCGGCGCAGGAUGUGCUAAUGGCAGAAAACCUGAUCGAGGAAGACGAAGCUGCCGAGGACCCAGCCCUUGGACUUCGAGAUUUCAUUAGCGGGUUGGUGGGGUUUGAUACCAGGCGCUACGCAUCGCCGCCCCAACCACGAACGACCGAUAUCGAUGAUGAUGAAUCUGAUGGCGAAGAUGAAGUAGGAGAUGGCUCCGACUCGGAUGGAUGA